GAGAGAGAGAGAGCCAUGGGCAAUCCGCCAAACGCUGACGAAAGCUGCUUAGUGCAACCAGUUGCCAUGGAUACAGUCAGGGGCAGCACCUUGUGUGUGAGAAAAAAAGAGAGCGAGAGAGAGAGAGGGAAAACCAACAGGCAAGCAUCAGACAGAACCAGUGAGGAAGUGAGAGAACACCAAGCUGCAGGACAGAGAGAGAGUGAGAGAGACAGAGGGAGCGUGAGAGAGAGAGACAGAGAGAGACAGCCAGAGCAAAAUAGUGAUAGAGUGAUAGCUAGAAGAUGGAGGUUCAGUCAGAAUGCAUUGAGCCUCCUCCACCUCCAUGCGAUCCCCAGCCGCCAGGGAAGAUCAACAAAGCAGCCUUCAAGCUGUUCGGAAAACGACGCUCCGGAAUGGCUGGAUUCUUCUCUUUCAGGAACAAAGGGGUCAACAGGAACGGGAAUUCUGUGAAUGUGAAUUCUGUGGGGGCUACUAACGAGCUCGUCAGGAGUAAAACGCAUGGCGGACUAACGAGCUUGGAACCAGACGGACAGAGAGGGGAGGAGUCCGGAAUAUCAGAGGCGGGACAGGUGAGGUCUCUCAGCAAAUCACUGAGCUUCUUUUCGCUGCUCAGACGAGGAAGUGUGAGAGUCAAUGAGAAUACAGGGUUUGGGAGAAGGGGGAGGGGUUUAAAAGGCUUCUUCAGUAGUAUGAAAUGGCGGCGGAAGGAGAACGUGAUGGUGGGAGAGGGGGAGGUAACGGAGGUGAGAGAGGGGGAAGUGAUUCUAACAGAAGAAGUGAAAGAAAUCACUCUGACCCUCGAACCCCAGCCCCGCCCGCUCCUGGAGGAUCAUGGUAGCUCGGAGGCUGAGAAAAACACAGAAUCGGCAGGAACCUCUCCCUCCAACAACGCCACGACACCACUUACGCAAUCAAUCGCCUUGACGACAAACCUGUCAGAAUCCCUCUAUACGCCAUCCCCCUCCCCUCUCCGCACCGUUCUCCACUCAAAACCCAAAACGUCAAUUUCCUCUGUAACGGCCAUCCCCCCUCUGGAUCAGUGUGACCCCCACUCCGAACCCUCAGUGGACCGGCUCUGUUCAGUCCUCUUCACUGACGUCACUUCACUCAAGAGCUUCGAUUCACUGACGGGGUGCGGUGACAUCAUCGCAGACGCAGAGGAGGAGGGGGCAGGAAACGGGGGAGGAGGAGUAGGAAGUGCUACUAGCAGUAGCACUAGUAGUGGGGAAGGAGGAGGAGGAGGAGGAGUACGAAGCUCCAUUAAUACCCAUGUCACCCCUUCUACCUCUACCUCCGCAACUGCCUCUACCCCUGGCCCCCUCCCUGCCAGAGCACGGUUGAUGCCCUCUCACUCUGCCCCGACUCAGCAGCCCUCUGGCAGCGGCGUGGUGGCCUACAUGGGGGGUGGGGAGGAGAUGGCCAGCCCUGACGGGGUGGAUGACGCAGACAUGCAGGGGCUCUGGCACAUGCUCCCCUCUAGGGGAGAAAACUCCCCCACUUUCCUCCGAUCCAACUCUCACCUGGCUCCCCCGAGGGGUACAGAGCGGAAAUUCACCCAGGUCAAGUCUCUGGGACUCAGCAAGAUCCCUGUAGUGGGGGGAGGAGGGGGAGGAAGGGUGACUAAACUCCCCACUCACGCCGCUUGCCAAACCUCCUCUCCCAAUGAGAAGGAGACUAAGGAGGAAGUCCCACCCCAACAGGAUGUCCCGGCUCUUAGGGAUGAGGGCUACUGGGAUACGCCCUCUGCAACCCCCACGGCAACGCCUGACAACGGCUUCCUGCGGAACCAGAGGCUUGGCCUAUUGUGUGACAGCUGCUCUGGCGAUGCGCUCUACGACCUCUACAAUGAGGAAUUGGAAAGAUCUGAUGACGAGGAAGAAGAUCUGAUGAGUACUCCUUCCACCUCCGCAUGUGAGUACAAACUCAGCCCUCUGGCCCGGACUACUCCUCCUUUCUCCUCCUCCUCUUCCUCUUUCCACUCGAUGAAGGGAAGCACUAGCCUUCCCCGCGAGUCCAAAAUCCCUCUUAGUGUCAGACAGACCACACCCCCUCACUCUGUGAGCCAAUCAGCUCUUUCCUUUGUCCACGCAACCGCUCCUCCCUCUGACACACCCACCCAUGCCCCUAUCCCAGCCCGGACCAGAAUCCCUGUCUCCAAGGUGCCAGUCCGUCGCCCUGGGAACAAGGCCGGCAACGCUACACAGGGGCCAGCCCCCAGGAAGUAGCUUUGGACCAGGCAGCCAUGAACUUUGGUGUCUUUGGACUGAACCUGUGUACACCAUCACUGGUCUUAUGUUUAAGACUUUGCUGGACUGGUGGGUUGUGGAAGGCAUCAGACAAUGAUAGACAGAAGAGCUCUAAGCAACACUCCCAUUGGAUCCUAGUGGGUCACAACAAAACUAAAUAAUCUUUGGGUGGCAAAGAAAGUUUGACAUACUUUAACCACUGGAGGUGUGUACAACAUCACUGGAGGUGUGUACAACAUCACUGGAGGUGUGUGUACAACAUCACUGGAGGUGUGUACAACAUCACUGGUCGUGUGUGUACAACAUCACUGGUCGUGUGUGUACAACAUCACUGGUCGUGUGUGUACAACAUCACUGGUCGUGUGUGUACAACAUCACUGGAGGUGUGUACAACAUCACUGGAGGUGUGUACAACAUCACUGGAGGUGUGUACAACAUCACUGGAGGUGUGUACAACAUCACUGGAGGUGUGUACAACAUCACUGGAGGUGUGUGUUCAACAUAACUGGUUGUGUGUGUACAACAUCACUGGAAUUAUGUGUAUGGGAAACAUAUAUAUUAUGUGUAUAAGAAACUUGGCAACUCUUCAAGUGGGGGAAGAGAGCGCACAGAAAAGUUUGGGAUCCACAUUUUUAGAGAACUCUUAUCGCUUCCUGAACAGAUUUUUUC
This is a messenger RNA of Oncorhynchus keta (chum salmon), 2918 nucleotides long. Its product is annotated as APC membrane recruitment protein 2-like. The transcript is spliced from 3 exons. Gene Ontology annotation, cellular component: plasma membrane. Bases 285 to 2228 code for a protein of 647 amino acids. Gene Ontology annotation, molecular function: beta-catenin binding; phosphatidylinositol-4,5-bisphosphate binding. NCBI's taxonomy places the organism in Eukaryota, Metazoa, Chordata, Actinopteri, Salmoniformes, Salmonidae. The record is from RefSeq and is a predicted model, not a curated record. Gene Ontology annotation, biological process: regulation of canonical Wnt signaling pathway.